Molecule: messenger RNA, 849 nt
Organism: Colletotrichum gloeosporioides
Lineage: Eukaryota; Fungi; Ascomycota; Sordariomycetes; Glomerellales; Glomerellaceae
Exons: 2
Coding region: 1-849 (282 amino acids)
Source: RefSeq, a predicted model, not a curated record
AUGACUGCGUCGGCUACUCCAAAUUCCUUCCGCCAACCAUCUGCGACCGAUUGUUACGACCCCGAUGACGUUCUCCCCCGCGAUAGUCCCCAGAUGCAGCCUCAUCGUCCCAAACUGUUGCCCUCUCCCAGCCCUCCGCCCACUUUCAGCUCCGAUCGAAAACCACCUCACGGUCGCCGCAAGGUCGAACCCAUUCAGGGCGAUGCCGUGCUAGUUGCUCAUCUUGGAAACGGCAGACAGCCAGAAAUAGCUCACGCUGCUGCCCUGGAGCCACUGGCAUCUGACAACGGCUCCGAAGACGAUUCGUCUUCACCUGAGUCCCCUGGUCGCAACAUGAACCGCCCACCACCCCCCGAUUCUUUUGAUCUGAAAUCCCUGGCUGCCGGUGCUCUAGCGGCCUUCACGACGCCAACUCCCGCGACUGCUGCUGUCGCUGCUGCUGUGACAGCGAAGCACGAGCCUUUGCGUUCGAAAGAUGGGACUGGAGGUCAACAUGAGACGACGGUCGUGGGGAUAAGCAGCCUAGAACUGCCCAUUCGUGACGAGCGCCCGGGUCUCGCUGCUCCCGCAAUUGUGUACUCAAUUGGGGACAAACUUCCCUCUCAACACGCGGGACCUUCACUACACAAGCCUGACAUCACGUCGCCGGUUAGCCCCUCUCAGUCUGCCCCUGGAGGGCUACCUCCUCUAUUGGACUCGCCCAAAAUCAGCCAUGAGUCCAGACAAAGACAUGGGCCCGGCUCGCCAUGCACCCUCCUUUCCACGAUCGCCUCCUGCAAGUCUCCCCCGGCUGCCGUCCUUAGCCGGUCUGCCAGGUGGACAUGCCUCUCCUCCGAUUUCACCAAAUGA